Ciona intestinalis (vase tunicate) is the source of this 3902-nucleotide messenger RNA. Lineage: Eukaryota; Metazoa; Chordata; Ascidiacea; Phlebobranchia; Cionidae. The record is from RefSeq and is a predicted model, not a curated record.
CUGGCUUACAAAUGCUUUUGUGUCUGAAUUUAAGCAAAUGCAGUUUGAAAAAAUACUCAAAAAGGUUUAUAAACAUGGCUUUAAAGUAGAGAAAUACACUACACAACGCGCCUGGAUUAAAUCAGCAUUUUUAUUCAUUGAGUGUUAUAUUGUUCCCUGCCUUGCAGCGACAAAUGACGCAGCUGAAAAUAUUACGCUAUCGUUGCUACAAACUCUUCUGCAGAAGAGAAAUGAACUAACAGGUUCUGCAACUCAGAACCCUGAGACUUUUGAAAAUACUUUGGAAUUGUUAAGCCAGCUACCAACUAAAAAGAAAUUUCUUCCUGUGAAAAAUUUAAUCAAAAAGAAUGAGCAGUCUUGUCAUGGUUGUAUUACACUGAAAGACUAUGGUUCAAAAGAAGACAGUACUUGUGUUCAUACAGACUGGAAAAUAUCCCCAUGUUUGCUAAUUGGUUAUAUAUAUAUAGAUGAUUGUGAUAAAUUGUCCUUCCGAGACCACAGCAGUAAUGUGGAAUGCCAUGUCAUCGGUGACCAAGUUAAAUACAUUAACACUGUGUGUCUGUUGGCUGAAUGGAACUAUCUACCACAAGGAUUGUUGGAGAUAACAACAGCUCCUUCCAUAUUGAUUGAUCUUAAGCCUGAAGUUAAUGUAGUUUCCACAUUACCUGCUAAAAGAAGAUGUUUGCGCAACUCUGUUGAUCAAACUGGAUUAAUUACAAUAUCAGGCAGAGUGUUCCGUGUCCUCUGGGAUGAAGGAUCAUUUAUCAUUCUCAUCCUCCCGGAUCAAUGCAAGUCACUGGAGGACUCCAAUGGAGAAAAAUGCACCAGCUAUCCCAGUGGUUUGGUGUCAGUAGUCUGUUCACUGAAGAAAUGGUGGGCAGAGUUCAUUCACCCUGGGAUAGAGAUAUCUAUGAGUGGUUUAGACAAAAAUUCAAAGUUUUCAAGCAGGCAUGACUACACAACAAGAAGGGACACAGUGAUGUCUGUAUCUUCAGAUGUUGAUGAAUUACUUCAACGAAACACUGAUACUUUUACCAUAAUAUCAACCAACUUUUCCAUGCCCACAUACUGUCCAGUAUACACUGGUACAUUGACCAACACCCAGUGGCCUGACAUACUUAUACUAGACAACAUGAAAGCAGUUGUGUUUCGCAACCAGCAUAAACAACUACAGAUUCGUGGCUUAAGAGUUGGAUCUGUUAUUUCAAUAAAAUGCUGUCAUAAGUAUACAAUUACAAACCAGCUAUAUAUUCUCUGCUGUACAAGAUCUACUAUCCAGGUACUUAAGCACUCUAGCAUAUCAGGUACACUACUGGUCCCUGCAUAUAAAGAUGAAAAUCAUAUAUUUGAAUCUUUGCACCCUUGUGGGGUAAUUGAAAUCUGUAAUUUUGUCAACCAGAUGAAAAAUGCAAGUGCAGAGCAUGGAACCCCAAUAUGUCCGCAACGCUUAUCCUCGUUUCUGGCGCAUUGCAGUUUAUCACUUGGUGGCAGUAGGGAGGCCAUACCGCCAGAAGCUUGUACUGUCAUGUCGUCUUUUUCUUUAAAUCGAAGUUCUAGAUGUUUUCUAACACUCCAGGAAGUACAUGAUAACGCUCUUGAAAUUGCAAAGCAGAAUAUUCAUAACAGAAGUGACAACGAGCAACCAGAUUACUGGUACACCACUAUACACUGCAGAGACCUAAUCCCACCCGAAAAAUAUACUUCCACAUGUGAUCUUGUUGUUGUUGUAAAACUUGACUCUGAUGAUUCAGGAUCGUGUGUAUUAAGUGACCAUACAUCAUCUAUGCCGUGUAUUGUAACUUGUGGACACCAGAAAAAUAUGCAGCAGUGUCAUGAGCCACAAUACCCAUGCACCCAAGACAUUGGGGUUUGGCUGAAGCUGAAAAACUUUACUGUGGUGGUGGAGCAAAUAUGGUGUGUGAAAGAGGAUGGAAGAGCUCGGAAUCCUGAAUGUAGUGUUGAUAGUGAAGGAAUUCCUCUUGAAAAAACUUUGCAUAACAUUAUCUACAUUGCAUUAAAUCAUCACGAUGCUGUCAAUGUGUCAAUGCCUCCACAGAACACCACAAUAAUAGGAUGCAGCUUGUCUUCAGUAUAUCCUACGACACAUAAGGAGAGUAUUUUAACACCUGAUAGUAUUUCAUGUGCCCAACCUACUACAUCACAAACUAUAAAUAAUGGAUCGAAAACACCAAUACAAACUGUCCCAACAUUGGUCAUGUUUGUUUUACACAAAAGCCAAUUACUAAAGUCACCCAAGAACUACAACAGUUUCACAUUCACUGGUUUUAUAUUUCCCAAGUCAUCUGCUAACAAUGAACAAGUAAUGCAGUUCACACACGCUGCCUCUAGAUGGUUUUCAUUUAUUCUUCCCGGAAAAUUAGUCUGUGUGCAAUCAUGCACGAAAUCAGAAACCUUCAUUUCUGAUCAGAAAACGUCAAAAAUGAUUUCUUUGACUGAAUGUCAAGUACAACAUAUACAUUGUGCAUCAGACUUACCCACCAGUUUAAAUGACGAAGAGGUAUUUAGCUUCUACUGUAAAGCUCACAAAUUUUGGAGUGAAAGCAAUUAUAGCAAAGGUAUUGAGAAGAUACUUCCUGUUGUUGGAAUACGAAGAAUUCCCGAUGCAACGCAAUCACCACUUGUGGCAAUAGAGGGCUAUAUUUGGAAAAAGAUGUUAUUUCGAGAUUCUAUUUCGUGGGGAGCUCCAUUUAAUUUGAAAUUACUCCUUGCUUUGCCUGUGGGAAAAACUUUAAGUUUAUUCAUGAACUUUGUCAAAGUUGAAAACUUCCCGCUUGGUUUAUUACGAGGGUCAAAGGUCGUAUUCUAUCGUGUACGGUUACAUUUAUCGCAAAAGGGAACAGUAUACUUCAAGUACACCUCUACUUCAUAUCAUGUAGUAACGGCUGUUUGUAAGCCUGAACCUGUUCGAAAUUUUGACCAAGAAAAAAGUGACCACCCUAGAAAAGUGUCAAAGCGUUCUAUAAAAGCUAGAAUACCAAGGAUAAACUAUGAUACAAUUGGCCCACGUACUCUCUUAUACAAUGUAUGUUCAGAGUUCCUUAAAGAGAAACAAUAUGUUCCCCAUCUUUUAAAAGUCUCGUUAUUAAGAAUACUAAAAGUUGAAAUCUUACUCAAGUGUGAAUCCUGCAACACUAACUUUUCAAAACCAUGCGCUUGUAAUGGUUCAAAAAGAAAACUACAUGAGAAGCCAAGAGUUGAAUUAUAUUUGAAAUGUAUUGUAACUGAUGGGACGGCUAGGGCAAUAUUUCAUUUCACGAAUAACCAGCCUUCGGAAUUCUGCAAAUUCCUACAGUUUGAGUUAUGUGAAUUUAAUGACAUUAUAUCACUGUUAAGAAGCACUACAACAUCUUCAUUCAAAUUUGAUUUUGAUAUAUUUGAUGGAGCAAAGUCACUCGCUCCCUCAUCUUGUAAGCAAGAUGAUGCAGUAAAAAGUUUUCUAGUUUCAUUGUUUGAAACUAUGAACACAGAAAUAAAAGAUUCUGUUGUUGUAGUUGCCACACCACGCGUGGUGCAUGAACAAAAACCACGAAAAACUAAAGCUGUCGUUCCGGCGGAUAGCGCAUAUGAAGUUGGUACAGUACCAUUAGAUGACCGUGGAGAUUGCUCCGUUCGUGCUCUCCGUAUCAAAAUGAUCCAUUUUAACUGCGAUUUGGUCAAAUAGUAUGAACCAAAGGUUCAUCAUUGCACUGUCAGUGUUUUUAUAUAGUUGAAUUUGCUGCUUUUUUGGUUGUACUUUUUUCUUUAAUUAGUAUUGGAAAAUGCCAAUUUUCUUGAUGUGUGCAAUUAUUUGCCAUGCACCAAACUGCCCAAUGUAUAUUUUUAUACUUCUACUUUUGUAAAAUACAAGCAAAAAAACGAUUUAGUGUGAUUAUGCUAUAUCU